AUGCUGCCAGUUUUCUGGGAGGUCAAGUCCAAAACGCGGACUUCACCAUCAUCUCAGCCUGGUCAUCGCCUGACUGCCCCUGUUCGAGGCCAGUUCGAACCCGGGUGGCGCCCAUAUAAUAAUUAUGACGGCUCUAACCCGGAACAGCACGGGGAGACUCCGCGUGCACCGCCUGUCUACAUCGCGCCACCACGAGCCAACCCGCAUGGCCCUGCAGAAGUGACAUAUGGACGACCUGGUAGCAUCACAGCGCCUCCUCACACCCCCACAGAGCCUCAACCACCGCCUGGCACUUAUCGGCCUGUGAAUGGCUCCCAAGAACAAGCGCAGCACCCGCAACCACCGCCCCAACAAGCUGGACACACACCUGGACCUAACAAAUUUCAACAACCACGUAUGCCUUACCCUCCGGAUGGGCGUCAUCCAAACGGCGAAACUCACGGAGUACCGAUGUACUCCCACGGGGAUCCAAUGCAGCCAAUACCUGCCUCACAGCCCUAUGCCCCUGGAGGCCAUAUGGCUCCUACUCCGGGAUUGUACGAAACGAACAGUUAUUUUAUUACACAGGCUGGGUUGCCUCUGGCGAACCGCCAACGAAGGACAACGCGAGCUCAGCAGGCAUGCGACCAAUGCCGUUCACGGAAAGCGAAAUGCGAUGAAGGUCGGCCAGCUUGCAGCCAUUGCAAAGAAAGUAAUGUUCCCUGCGUCUACAAGGAUGUGCCUCCUCAGAAGCAAGAAAGGUCAACUCAGAUCAUCGUUGAAAGAAUAGACCGACAGGAGGAGACAGAAAAAGCUACCAGAGAAGAGUUGAUGAAACAACUAAAUGAGAUGAAAACUCUUUUGGCUGAUGUUAAGUCGCAAAUGGAUGCUAUGGCCGGUUCCACUGCCCCAAGAAAACUGAGCCAUUUGACGCCUUCUCCUGGAAAAGUGGAGGCAAAUGCGAAUUUUACCUCACCAAAUGCCAGACCACCGGAAACCCAAGGCCCUGCUGAGCUUCCGAGAGAGGCGGACGUGGAUCGGGCUUUCUCUACUGUGGACGGCGACGAAACCCGGAUUUCAGAGGAGUUUAAGGAGCUGCAGGACCUUGAUGCUGGGGAGCUGUCCAUUCCAAUAGAACACACUACUGCUGCUCACAAGUUAUUAUUAUGGCCAUCUAUUCAGAAGUUGCUCCCUGAGAGGAUCGAUGCCGACUACGUGAUGCAACUGGAAGAAAAUCGUGGUCCUCUCAGGCUAUAUGGCAGAGGUGAAGGCGAUGAUAGUUCUGCAGACAGCCCAGUUACCUCGCCUACAACCCUGGAACCGGACCCUACCAUUGUAGCUCUAGGUAGAGCAAAUGCAUGGGGCUCGGGGUUUGGAUUCCCUUCUGGGCCUGACACUAAUAGAUUCUCCAUGCAGCAACAUCCAGGUGGAUUAACUCCAUAUGGCACCUUGAAUGUCGACGCAGAAACUGUUCAAGCUUACUAUCACAGUUACCUGGAUAACAUGCACGCACUCCACCCGUUCCUUGAUGCAGUGGCCUUGCACCAAAUGAUUUAUAACUUUGUUAACAACUACAGCCCUCGCAAACCCGCUUUCUCGUCAUUCUCACCUCAAAUAACACAUGUCCAUGGCGAGAGAAUGGCCGCCAUACCCAAGGGGAAAAGAAAGCGAUCUGCUGAUGUGGCUUUUGAAGUAGCUCCAGAAAUGAUACCUGAAAACACCGGUGCGCCCAGCACUGUAAUCCACAAGUCCCUGGAUAACGCUAUUGUUCUCCUUGUUCUUGCUUUAGGCUCGAUAUGUGCUGUUAAAUCUGAUAUACCCGGACCAUUGAACCGGAAAAGCGGAAACAAACGCAUUAUGUCGACCUCCCCGACCCUACCUGAUUCCGGUAGUUUGUCAUCAUUCCAUUCUCCAAAUGAAGAGUUUUUUCCACGUUCAGCCGGACACCACCGGAGGUUUUCUGGUGCAGCACAUUCCGGAGAUGUCUGGAACUCAGAAGAUCAAUCUGAACGGAACUUGGAUAUUAUUCCUGGCCUAGCAUAUUUUGCUUUGGCGUCAGAUAUUCUUGGUGAUGUGCUGGGCGGCGGUGGUCUGAAACAUACACAAGCUUGUCUGCUCGCGGCCCUGUAUACUGGCCAGCUCGCCCGCCCCUUUUCCAGCCAUGCUUGGAUAUGUGAAGCUUCAAGAGCCUGCCAAAUUCUUCUACGACCCCGUACAUUUGAUCGUAUUCCGAAUGGAACGCGCCAGAAGGAGCUGAUCAAUUUUGCCUUUUGGACAUGUUUGCAACUUGAAAGCGAUAUUCUCGCGGAACUUGAUCUUCCUGCUAGCGGGAUAAGCCGCUUUGAAGAUCGGUUUUCCACUCACGCCGGUCUCUUCAUAAGUACAAAUGAACUGCAAACUCCCGACCCACGUACCAUGAUCUACUAUGUUGCGCAAAUUCACUUACGGAAGGUCCUGAAUCGCGUCCACACAGAGUUAUACAAAGCUGAGUCGCCUGAUUCUAAGGGACCAAAAGUAUCUUGGACGACCAAAGUACAAGAAGCCUUGAGUUGUAACCUCGAAGCAUGGAGAACCGGACUGCCAGAUAAUAUGCGAUGGGAGGAAUCCGACCCCCCCUCCAACAACAUUAUCAUCGCGCGAAUGCGCGGGAAGUACUACGGGUGCCGCUACAUUAUCCAUCGGCCCUUAUUGCACCAUGCCCUGCAUCCAAUGUCCAAAUACCUCCCAGGGGCUGCCAAUUCCAUCGCACCAAGUAGCCCUUCCAACAUGUCCAGCUCGCAGUCACAGGCUUCACCACCGUCUGCUCACCCAGCUCUUCUUUCACAAAAUAUGGAACGAUUCCCUAAUGACAUGGGUCCUCCCAGUAGACCAGGGAUGCUCCCUGAUCAUCAACAACUUUCGCUCAAAUCGCUUGACUCGAAGGUCCGUAAGGCUUGCCAGGCGUGUAUUGACGCGGCAAUACAGAGUACGAUAGCAUUUGAUGGCGUCCAGGGACGACCGGUUGUCACUAAUAUCUUUGGAACGGCACAUGCUCAAUUCGGAAAUAUGCUCGUGUUGUCCGCAACCUACAUGUCACCCCUGUCACAGCUCGUAGAUCGAGAAACUCUCCGAUCGCUCCUUAACCGCACGAUCAACUUUCUCUUGCAAAGCCGGCAUAUUUCCCCAACUCUUAGUAAGGAUGCUGAAAUACUGACACUGAUUCGGCAAAAAAUAUUUGAUACUCCGACCACAAGUUUUUCGACCGCUGACGGGGACAUGACUUGA
Molecule: messenger RNA, 3243 nt
Organism: Histoplasma capsulatum G186AR
Lineage: Eukaryota; Fungi; Ascomycota; Eurotiomycetes; Onygenales; Ajellomycetaceae
Product: C6 zinc finger domain-containing protein
Exons: 8
Coding region: 1-3243 (1080 amino acids)
Biological process (GO): regulation of DNA-templated transcription
Molecular function (GO): zinc ion binding; DNA-binding transcription factor activity, RNA polymerase II-specific
Source: RefSeq, a predicted model, not a curated record